Pipistrellus kuhlii (Kuhl's pipistrelle) is the source of this 2060-nucleotide messenger RNA. RefSeq names its product F-box and leucine rich repeat protein 12 (gene FBXL12). Gene Ontology annotation, molecular function: protein binding. Gene Ontology annotation, biological process: positive regulation of protein ubiquitination; SCF-dependent proteasomal ubiquitin-dependent protein catabolic process. Gene Ontology annotation, cellular component: SCF ubiquitin ligase complex. The record is from RefSeq and is a predicted model, not a curated record. The coding region runs from base 146 to 1549 and encodes 467 amino acids. The transcript is spliced from 3 exons. NCBI's taxonomy places the organism in Eukaryota, Metazoa, Chordata, Mammalia, Chiroptera, Vespertilionidae.
CCGAGCCCUGCAGUCAUCCCGGGGGCCCCUGUCUUCAUUCAGGGCUGGGCCUUCCCUCCGGCUAUGGCUCUGCCGCCCGGGGACACCUGCGGUGCAGACUAGCCUAUACUUAAACUCUAAUGUGCAAGCGGAAGGGCCAGUCGCUAUGACGGGCACUGACCACCAGGGGACAGACGCUCAAUGCGGGAGCUGCCCCCUGGUGGUCAGAGUGCUCCCCGCUCCGCCCCGCCCUAACCACGCCUUCCGGAUUGGUCCCCGCCCCGCCCAUCGUCCCCGCCCCCGUCCUGGCCACGCCUUCCGGAUUGGUCCCCCGCCUCGGCCACGCCCCCUUGCGUCACGCGGCCCAGCUACGCCUUCCCAGCUUGUUUCCGGUUUGAAAUUGAAGGCUCCUAGGCGGCGGGGCAGGUCCUCGGCAGGGACUCACGCGCGUUCCCCAGAAGGAAGGCUAACCCUCUCCACCGCUACCGGAGCCGUGGCGACCUCUCAGCCGGCACCCCACUCCCCCCGCCUCCGGGGGCGCCCCCGGGCGAGGCCGGUCGCCAGAAGAGGAAAUGCGAGUCGGCGGGGCAUGGCGGCUCUUUCGGACCUGCCGGACUCGGUGCUGUUGGAGAUCUUCUCUUACCUCCCGGUGCGGGACCGGGUUCGCCUCUCCAGGGUCUGUCACCGUUGGAGGAGGCUGGUGGACGACCGGUGGCUGUGGCGACACGUCGACCUGACCGUCUACCGGAUGCGGCCUAAAGUCAUGUGGCACCUCCUUCGCCGGUACAUGGCAUCCAGGCUCCAUUCCCUGCGGCUGUGUGGCUACCUGUCCGCAGGCUCCCAGGCUCCCCAGCUGUCCCCAGCCCUGAUGAGGGCCCUGGGCCAGAAAUGCCCCAACCUCCAGCGCCUCUGCCUGCACAGCGCUGAUCUGAGCAUGCUGCCGAUCACCAGCCUGCCUUGCACCCUGCGGACCCUGGAGCUGCACAGCUGUGAGAUUUCCAUGGCCUGGCUCCUCAAGGGGCAGGACCACACCGUGAUGCCCCUGCUCGAGUGCCUCGUGCUGGACCGCGUCCCUGCCUUUCGGGACGAGCACCUGCAGGGCCUGACGUGCUUCGGCGCCCUGCGCUCACUGGUGCUGGGCGGCACGUACCGGGUGACCGAGGCCGGGAUGGAUGCAAGCCUGCAGGAGCUGAGCUACCUGCAGAGGCUGGAGGUGCUGGGCUGUGUCCUCUCGGCCGACAACACCCUCCUGGCCAUCAGCCGCCACCUCCGUGAUGUGCGGAAGAUCCGGCUCACCAUCAUGGGCCUGUCAGCCAUCGGCCUGUCUGCCCUGGAGGGAAUGCCGGCGCUGGAGAGCCUGUGCCUGCAGGCCCCGCACGGCACCCUGGAAAAGCUCUCCCUGGCUGAAAUAAUCUCCUCCUGCAGCUGCAUGCCCAAGCUCAGGGUGCUCGAGCUGCAGGGGCUGGAGUGGGAGGGUCCCGAGGUGGAGAGGAUCCUGUGUGAGGGCCUGCCCCACUGUCUGGUCAUCAACAGGGCCUGUCCCAAGGAGUCUACGGACUGGUGGCUGUGACUCACCACCCGUCCCUAACCAUCUUAGUUUUCAUUAAUGAGCAAGCACCUUGCAGAGGGCAGGCAAUUAGGCUAGAUGCCCUGAAGGCCAAAGGUAGGGAGAAAUGAGGCCUUGGCACUGCUAGACAAUUGGAAUUGUUUGUCAGUUGUGUGGCUUCUGUGACAGCAGCCAGUCUGGUCCCCACAUCUGGAAAUGGGGAAGACCAUCGUUACCUCAUGCUUACGUUGCAAAGCCUUACACUUUACUGAGCCCCAGAGGUCUCCAACGAAGGGUCAUUCUCAGGGCGGUCCUCAGAAAUGGGAUGGGUGUACAAGAAUGUGGUCGGGAAUCGGGGGCCCUGAGGAGCCUGGAAGGACUGUCUACAUGUGCACCCCCCCCCCCCCCACCAUUAUACCUACAUGCGUGGAGAAAGUGCAGGUGUGACUUGUCUUUUGUGAUCAAAAUGUUAAAGAAGGUUCUAAACUGUAUUUUUCUAUAUUUUCAAGUUUUUCAUAAUCUAUAUUUUACUAUU